This is a messenger RNA of Rubroshorea leprosula, 1371 nucleotides long. NCBI's taxonomy places the organism in Eukaryota, Viridiplantae, Streptophyta, Magnoliopsida, Malvales, Dipterocarpaceae. The record is from the annotation of a GenBank genome assembly.
AGUUAAUAUGUCCCUUGCCUUGGAAAUGCUAAAGCCUUAUCAUUUUAAAAUUAAUCAUUUUUAGUUUGACAGAAAGAUGAAUUUUCAGAGCAGAGGUGAACUUAGAAGAAUUUAUUUUUCUGCUGUGUUGGAAGGAUGGGGUUUAUGACUUGGAGAAUUUUCCCACAUGCAGGGAUUUAUUGAAAGGGAAACAACUCUAAUUGGUUCUCUCACUGUCCGGGAGUAUCUAUACUACUCAACAUUGCUUCAACUUCCUGGCUUUUUCUGUCAGAGGAAGAGUGUGGUAGAGGAAGCCCUCCAUGCCAUGUCCCUGGGUGAUUAUGCAAACAAGCUGAUUGGUGGUCAAUGUUAUAUGAAGGGCCUCUCUAAUGGUGAGAGAAGGCGUGUGAGCAUUGCUCGGGAACUUGUGACAAGGCCACAUAUUUUAUUUAUUGACGAGCCUCUUUAUCAUCUUGACAGUGUCUCUGCACUUUUGAUGAUGGUUACACUGAAGAAACUUGCAAGCACAGGCUGCACUCUUAUUUUUACUAUUUAUCAAAGCAGCACAGAGGUGUUUGGCCUCUUUGAUCGUAUCUGCCUGCUUUCAAAUGGCAACACCUUGUUCUUUGGGGAAACAUUGGCUUGCUUGCAGCACUUCUCAAAUGCUGGAUUUCCUUGCCCAAUCAUGCAAAGUCCUUCUGAUCACUUUCUACGGGCCAUAAAUACAGAUUUUGACAGGAUUAUUUCAAUGUGCAAAAAUUGGCAGGAUGAUCAUGGGGAUUUCUCUCCUAUGAAUAUGGACACUGCUGUUGCAAUACGCACUCUUGAGGCCACUUAUAAAUCAUCAGCAGAUGCUGCUGCAGUUGAAACUAUGAUAUUGAGACUCAUAGAAAAGGAAGGUCCACUUCUUAAAGGCAAGGGAAAGGCUGGGAAUGCUACACGAAUUGCAGUCCUGACUUGGAGAUCAUUGUUGAUUAUGUCAAGGGAAUGGAAAUACUACUGGCUUCGUCUUAUUCUUUAUAUACUUCUUACUCUAUGUAUUGGAACAGUAUUUUCUGGCUUGGGCCAUUCUUUGUCUUCAGUUGUGACAAGUGUUGCAGCAGUCUUUGUAUUUGUAUCUUUUACUUCACUUUUAAGCAUUGCUGGAGUUGGUGCACUGAUGAAAGAAAUCAAGUGCCUUGGUGAAAAUAUCUGCAAUUUGAUCAUUAGUCUUCACAUAGGCAAGCUUUACAUCUUUCCUCUCAAUGCACUCCCUUAUGAAGUGAUAUUUGGUGUCUAUAUGCUUGCUUCGAUCAUGAAACAUUGGAUUCUUUCUCAAAGCAAUAGCUGACUUGUUAUCUAUGUAAAUGGUUGUAGCUUCAUCUUGAGAUAUGCGUAGCAUCUCCAACAACU